Messenger RNA from Phyllostomus discolor (pale spear-nosed bat), 3764 nucleotides. It is a transcript of the gene PUS10, whose product is annotated as pseudouridine synthase 10. The record is from RefSeq and is a predicted model, not a curated record. Lineage: Eukaryota; Metazoa; Chordata; Mammalia; Chiroptera; Phyllostomidae. Gene Ontology annotation, biological process: tRNA pseudouridine synthesis. Gene Ontology annotation, molecular function: RNA binding; pseudouridine synthase activity. The transcript has 17 exons. The coding region runs from base 343 to 2073 and encodes 576 amino acids.
UAGGGAGCAGUUUUGGGACUUGUCCCGCUUUACCCGGGACUUCUGUCCCCCGCACACCUACCUCCGAGGGACAGGUCGGGUGUGUGGCAGCAGUCCAGACAAUAUUACUGAUUUUUGUACACACAAAUCGGGGACGGUGCGUUCAGCCCUCCCGAGAGGGGGCUGGUACUUUCGUUCUAAAGCUCUCGUUUCCUCGGGGAACAAAAUUGCUAGACGCUAUAGGUGCGUUGUGUUUCGUCUUCCCCGUUCUCUCCGAGGGCCAGAAGGGGUUAAAUCUCAGACUCCAGCUUCGUUGAUGAAAGUGAGGCUGCGAAGUCUGAGGUGAAGUUAUAAUUAUUUGAUAUGUUUCCACUGACUGAGGAAAACAAGCAUGUGGCCCAGCUGUUGUUCAGUACUGGUUCAUGUCCAAGAUGUAUCUUCAGAUUCUGUGGUGUGGAUUUGCAUGCACCUUACAAACUUUCCUACAAGGAGUUGCUCUAUGAACUACAGAAAUUUCUGGAAACUGAAAAAGGUGAAUUAAUUUUGGAAGUUCCAAACCCACCUCCCAAGAAAAUUCGACUACAAGAAUUAGAAGACAGGAUUAAUAAUCUGAGUCAAAAUGGAGAGGGAAGGGUCUCCAGUACUGAAGAUGGAAACAUUGCUUCCAAGACCUCAAAUUUGAAUGUAUGCAAUGUAUGCCUUGGAAUUCUUCAAGAAUUCUGUGAAAAAGAGUUCAUUAAAAAGGUGUGCCAAAAGGUUGAGGCCUCUGGAUUUGAAUUCACCAACUUGGUAUUUUCAGUCUCCUUCCCACCACAGCUAUCUGUAAGAGAGCAUGCUGCAUGGUUGCUGGUAAAACAGGAAAUGGGAAAGCAGAAUCUGUCACUGGGAAGAAAUGACAUAGUUCAGCUAAAAGAAGCCUACAAAUGGAUAACUCACCCGCUGUUUUCAGAGGAACUGGGUGUUCCUGUUGAUGGAAAGAGCCUGUUUGAAGUGAGUGUGGUCUUUGCCCACCCAGAAACAGUUGAGGAUUGCCACUUCCUACGUGCAAUAUGCCCAGAUUGUUUCAAGCCAGCCAAAAACAAACAGUCAGUAUUCACUAGAAUGGCAGUUGUGAAAGCUUUGAAUAAGAUAAAAGAAGAGGAUUUCCUCAAGCAGUUCCCUUGUCCUCCAAACUCACCAAAGACUGUAUGCACUGUUCUUGAAAUUGAAUGCGCUCAUGGUGCUGUUUUUGUGGCUGGGAGGUAUAAUAAAUACUCCAGGAAUCUACCACAAACUCCUUGGAUAAUUGAUGGAGAAAGGAAGCUGGAAUCUUCAGUGGAAGAAUUAAUUUCAGAUCAUCUUUUGACAGUAUUCAAAGCAGAGAGUUUUAAUUUUUCAUCCUCUGGAAGAGAAGAUGUUGAUGUGAGAACAUUAGGAAAUGCCCGAAUGUUAACUCCAUCAACACGUUUCUGUUUCACGGCGGGGUGUGUGCUGCCAGGAAGGCCCUUUGCAAUUGAGCUGGUGAAUCCUCAUAGAGUACAUUUCACUUCACAAGAAAUUAAGGAACUUCAGCAGAAAAUUAAUAAGUCAUCUAACAAAAUCCAAGUCCGUGACUUGCAGCUUGUCACAAGAGAAGCAAUAGGACAUAUGAAAGAAGGUGAAGAAGAAAAGACCAAGACCUAUAGUGCCUUAAUAUGGACAGAUAAAGCAAUACAGAAGAAAGACAUUGAAUUCCUAAAUGACAUAAAGGACUUAAAGAUCGACCAGAAAACACCUCUCCGGGUCCUUCACCGGCGGCCCCUGGCUGUACGAGCUCGUAUCAUUCACUCCAUGGAGACACGCUAUGUGGAUGAGCACCAUUUCCGCCUCUACCUGAAGACGCAGGCUGGAACUUACAUUAAAGAAUUUGUACAUGGAGACUUCGGGAGAACCAAGCCAAACAUUGGCUCUCUGAUGGAUGUGACUGCAGACAUUCUUGAGCUGGAUGUUGAGGUAAACCAUUUUAUUGUGGAAAUGCCCGUUUGUACCUUGAAUUCAAAAGUAUGCUUCUUUGGCAUUAAGUCAAAUAGUACUACUCACCUUAAGAGGUGUUCAAAAAUGGUGAGAAUCUUAUAAUAGCAUUAUAAUGCAGGGAGGGUCUAUCUUGGAAUUUUUAUAUCUUAAAAAAAACAAGGUCUUAUUUAUGAUUCUCGCAAAUAUGUAGCUAACUUAUUGUUCUUUACACAUGUCAUAAGAUCUAAACCCUUAAAACAAGCAUGGAAAUGAAGUUGUAAGUGCCUUUCCUAUGUCCUUUGAUUCUGUACUUCAUUCCCAUACUAAUUUUGUCUUACAAAGAAUUUAAGGCAGCCUACUCAGAAAUGUAUGUUCAAGAUAGGUAGGGAAUGCGGUGAGCCAGUGGUUAUUAAUGAAAGCAGUUCUAUGGACCCCUAGAAUGUGGUCCAAAUUCUCCACUUUCAUAAUCUGAAUUGGAACAAGGUUAACUUUGUAAGUAACUGGAAUGGACAGAAUGGAUCUUUCCGGAAGUUCUCCAUAAGUAGUUUUCUCAUUUGAGUAUCUGCAGGUAUUGAGUCCUGAGUUGUGCUCCCAUUAGGAAUAGAGUUCUUCCCCACCCCCACCCCUCCAAUUUUGGGAGAGGCUGACAUUUUGUACUUGGAACUUGUACCUGUUAUAAAGAGAAGUGAGUAUAGUUGCCUAGGGUAAAAGCAGCUAUGGUAGUCCAGAGAUCACUGGAGCAUUAUCACCUCACCGACGGUUCUCUUGAGAGCUUUCAGAUUAGAUCAUACUCAGCUCAGCUGGUGAUAGCGUCUUCAGAGUUGCAGGUGGCCUCCUCAAAGAGAGUAUCAUUUGGAUGAAGAUACUUUUCUGUUAAAGAAAACCCCAGUUGUACUUGUCUUCUUUACUUUACUCUGUAGAACAGUUUAGGAAUGUCAGAGUCACAGGCCAGUGUUUCUCAGCUCUGAUUAUCCAUUAGAAUCGCUUGUAGAGCCUUUUCAACCUUAUAGCAUGCUUGCCCUCCCCUGUGUGUGACACAUGCUGAUCAUGAUCAGAAAGGUUUAGUUUUCAGGCUUGAGAAACCACCCAUUACCUUAUAUGUGGGUGUUGGGUAUAUGGCUAUAUUCUGAAACAGUACGAAAAUAUUUUCUUGGGAUUUGUAAAAGGUACACAUGCAAUACUUGGGCUUUUGUAAUAAAAUUUUUCUGAAUCUGGUAUGUGAGGUGACUCACUGAUCAACCUAAAAAUCCAAGUUUUUAACUUUACAUCCCAAAAACAACACAGUACAGCAGAUUUUUUAAAAACUUUCUCCUAAAUUAGGCCCUCCAGGGUAGUUAAGAUGAGGUGCAAUUUAAUACUUCUAACCCCUGGAAUGUGGCACAAAAUAGUCUGGUACUGUAAUUUCAUUUGGUUUUGUUUUAGAAGAACUAGACCAGGGCGAGUAGAAAUAUGGGAAAAGGAAAAGGAUCAGAAGAAUAAAAGUUGCUGAGAUUUCAGAGGGAAAGUUGGUAUUGCCAACUGAAUGUUCACUUUUAACUUAGCUACUUUUGCUAAUUAAAAAAUUUUAAGUGUGCUCUAGUCUCUUAUCAGUCAAAAGGCACAUUUAUUAACCAGCUGAGUAACCAAAUACUUAAUAAAUUCAGCAACAGACUGCAGAUCCAAGAAUCCCAAGGCCUAGAAUUGGGUUUAGGAUGUUAAAUUGUAUUCAUUGGCUCUUUUCUUUAAAUGUGAUUUCUUCUGUUAUAGUAAUAUUAGGAGUAUUAAAUUUAUACAGCAUUAUCAGCAAGUGCUUCCUAGAACAGCAAUAUGUUUUA